ACCAUGACCAGGCUGACUGUCGUCGUCGCCGCAACUCUCAACAAUGGCAUAGGCCAGAACGGACGCCUCCCCUGGCGACUAUCGAAGGAGAUGCAGUAUUUUGCUCGCGUCACCUCGAACGCGCCAGAGGGCAGCGUCAACGCGGUACUGAUGGGGAGAAAUACAUGGGAGAGCAUCCCGAAGAAGUUCAGACCCCUACCAAGGCGUCUCAACGUCGUUAUCAGUAGCAACAGGCAGUAUGAGCUUUUUCUUACACUCCAAUUAGACUCGACUCUGGACCGACUCUCUCACUCCGAACGUCUAGAACCACCCAUUCACAGAGCGUUCGUUAUUGGCGGGGCCUCGCUGUACCGGGAAACACUCUCACUAUCACCUUCGUCGGGCUCAUAUGUGGAUCGCGUCCUCCUCACGCGCAUCCUCGAGCCAGCAUUCGAACAGUGCGACGUGCACAUGCCUAACUUUCUGGAUGCAGAGCCCCAAGGGGGAGAGCAUGUUGCGUGGAGAAGAACAAGCCAUGCAGAGUUGCAGGAGUGGGCGGGGUUCGCGGUGCCGGAGGGGAUACAGGAGGAAAGCGGUGUCAAGUAUGAAUUCCAGAUGUGGGCCCGCUAGCUAGUACCCGUCCACCAUAUGUGGAAUCCCGUUUUGUCGCGUCGUCUACCGUGACUGAACGAUAGCCACCGUGUCUUAUCCGAAGGAACAGGCUUGAAGCUGCGAUCAGCCUUGUCGCUGGAUCGACGAGACGUCUGAGCAAACCACAGACGAAAAUGCACCCUGAGCAACGCACCUGUUUAUGCCUCGGGUUUUUUG
Fomitopsis serialis is the source of this 807-nucleotide messenger RNA. RefSeq names its product dihydrofolate reductase. Lineage: Eukaryota; Fungi; Basidiomycota; Agaricomycetes; Polyporales; Fomitopsidaceae. Gene Ontology annotation, cellular component: mitochondrion. The record is from RefSeq and is a predicted model, not a curated record. The transcript is spliced from 2 exons. Bases 4 to 609 code for a protein of 201 amino acids. Gene Ontology annotation, molecular function: dihydrofolate reductase activity; NADP binding. Gene Ontology annotation, biological process: folic acid metabolic process; glycine biosynthetic process; tetrahydrofolate biosynthetic process.